Acinonyx jubatus (cheetah) is the source of this 1324-nucleotide messenger RNA. Its product is annotated as translation initiation factor IF-2-like. The transcript is spliced from 4 exons. Bases 1 to 915 code for a protein of 304 amino acids. Lineage: Eukaryota; Metazoa; Chordata; Mammalia; Carnivora; Felidae. The record is from RefSeq and is a predicted model, not a curated record.
AUGUGUCACCGCGCUGGGAAAGUUCAAGGUUACAGCCCCGAGCACUGCGGCAGGAUUCCGGAGUGGCGAUCGCAGGCGAAACUUUGCCGCGAGCCGACCAUGUGUGUGCGCGAGGGGGAGCGUGAGCGAUUGGGGAGCGCCGGCGCGGACUGGGGGCGGGGGGCGGGGUCCUGCGGGGUCUCCCCAGCGCGGGCCCGCGCCCCGGGGCCGCUCCGCAGGAACAGCGCGCCGCGCUUCGCCGCGGUUUGCCGCCCUCCCGGGGGUGCCCCGUGCACGUGGCCUCGCUCGGAGCGGGAGGAUCGGGCCGAGCUGCCGCCGCCGCCUCCUGCUCCCUCCUCCGUCUCCUCCUCCUCCCGCGGCCCGCUCGGCUCUCCUCCUCCUGCAGCCCCGCUGGCUCUCUCCCAAUCCCCACCCCCCGGGGCCCGGGGCGCCGGCGGAAAGCGUCUCCCUCCCCGCCGGGGUGCAGGCAGGGCGGGGCGGUGGCGCGCCCGAAGCUGCGGAGCGGGCGGGCGCGCGCGCGAGCUGGGUGCGUGUGCCGCUACGGCCCUGCAGAGGCGGUCGCGCCGGCCUCGCUCCCGCGGGGAGGGCCCCGCCCCCACCCCGGCCGCGAGCCGCGGGUCGCGAGUGAAUGAACUUGAUUUCGGAUUUCGGGUAUUUGGAGGAAAGCGAUUUGCCUUGCACCCUCUCUGCACGCGCGCGCGCACACACACACACACACACACACACUCCCCGCCCCCCAAAUUCCGGCUUUCGGCAAGGGUUGGGUGGAGAAGAGGUGGAAGCAAAGGCUAUCCAGACAAUGGAGAGAGGAAAAGUUGCAUCCAAAAGUUUCUCACAAGCUUUAAAGAGAAAAACGAAAAAUUGACAACUGUUACACAGAAGAGCUCACAAAUCCGCAGCAGCACCAGGGGGUGAAGAAGCAGCGACAGACCCAGCGUUUGCCCAGUAACGAGACGAGAGGAACAGCCUUCUAAGAGUGAAGCCCUCAAGACGUUUCCAAGCUGCCUGGACAAAGGCUUGGAAUGACUACAAUAGUGAACCAUCCUGCCUUGGACCUGAAUCUAGAUCGAUGACCUAAUACGUCUUUUCCAACUCUGACUGCCAUGGUUUUAUGAGCAUCAAGGACUGGGCAUCUGCCAUUGUCAACAAGUAAGGCCUCUCCAGAGCUUGAACAUCCACAGAAACUCAAGUACCCCCCUCCCCCCCGAAAAGCACAGAUCGCCCAGUCUCCCAGGGCUCUGCGUGCUACCUCUAGCUUUCACGUGUGACACAGAAACUCCUCUUUGGCAGGAUUCAUUCUUAAAUAAAGAAAGUGUGUCCGUUA